Messenger RNA from Trypanosoma brucei brucei TREU927, 399 nucleotides. RefSeq lists its product as hypothetical. Gene Ontology annotation, molecular function: protein heterodimerization activity. The transcript has a single exon. The record is from RefSeq and is a predicted model, not a curated record. Bases 1 to 399 code for a protein of 132 amino acids. Lineage: Eukaryota; Euglenozoa; Kinetoplastea; Trypanosomatida; Trypanosomatidae.
AUGAAAGGACAAGGACGAAUGGAUUUAGCUGGUGACUUAGUGAAGGCGAGCGACACUCAAGGCACCAUAGCAGAUAUUGAUGCGGCUCCUCUUCCCUCUCCAACUGCACAAAACUCCGCUGUAAAAGCUCGUAGUUUGGCGGCCGGGCAAGUGGACCGCAUCGUUGCUGCCGCUGUGCCCGCUGGUAUGCAUGUUGCUCGCGACGCGCGCAUAGCGAUGCAGAAGGCCGCAACAAUAUCGCUUCUGUACCUUUCAUGUCUUGCAGAUGACGAACACUCUCGUGAGUCGAGGCGAAGGGUAACGCUUUCCGCUAAUGACAUAAAAACCGCACUGAAGGCUGGUGGGAUGGGACAUUUGGUGCCACUCCUGCCAACGGGUCAGGUGAAGCGUGGUCGAUGA